Molecule: messenger RNA, 2184 nt
Organism: Sclerotinia borealis F-4128
Lineage: Eukaryota; Fungi; Ascomycota; Leotiomycetes; Helotiales; Sclerotiniaceae
Source: the annotation of a GenBank genome assembly
AUGUCUUCAUUCGCUGGCGAUUGUGAACAACCGGGUCAUUCUGGUGAAAUUACCCAGAAAGAGGCUGAUGCGGGCAUUCUUCCUUCUCAUGGCAUUUCUAUCGAUAUACCAGAUAAACUUGUCGAUGGUCGUCCGCCUAUGGAAACACUUGAUGCAAGAUCCGAGUACACGAAUAACGAAAAAGACGGGAGAGCUGAACACCAUAUUAAUCAAUAUAUCAUCAAGGAUGAAAUUGGCAGGGGCUCGUUCGGGGCUGUUCAUAUAGCAGUGGAUCAGUACGGAAGGGAAUUUGCAGUCAAAGAGUUCUCCAAAUCAAGGUUACGGAAAAGAGCACAAUCGAAUAUCCUUCGAAGACCGCAUUAUGUUAGACGACCAGGACAUCUCGCAGCAGGCAGUGGCCUCAAUUCUCCCUUACAUCGCCAUUCGGCCUCCGAUAUCCACAUUAACGAGCAACAAGGAAAUCCUCUAUAUUUGAUAAAAGAGGAAAUCGCUAUCAUGAAGAAAUUGAACCAUCCGAAUCUUGUCAGUUUGAUAGAAGUACUGGAUGAUCCCGAGGAAGACUCUCUUUAUAUGGUUCUAGAGAUGUGUAAGAAAGGAGUAGUUAUGAAGGUUGGGCUUGGAGACAGGGCAGUUCCAUAUGACGUUGAAAGUUGCAGAUGCUGGUUCAGGGAUCUAAUACUUGGCAUUGAAUAUCUUCAUGCUCAAGGCGUCGUGCACCGGGACAUCAAGCCGGAUAAUUUGCUGUUAACUGAAGACGAUGUGCUGAAAGUUGUGGAUUUUGGAGUUUCGGAAAUGUUCGAGAAGGCCUCAGAUAUGAUGACAGCCAAAUCCACCGGAUCUCCAGCUUUUCUGCCACCCGAAUUGUGUAUCAUGAAGCAUGGCGAUGUCUCUGGGAGAGCGGCUGACAUCUGGUCCAUGGGAAUCUCACUAUAUUGUCUGCGUUUCGGCCAUAUACCUUUUGAGCAAACCGGAGUCCUUGAAUUAUACGAGGCGAUCAAGAACGAUGAGAUUGAAUACGAGCCAGAUCUCGACCCCGAGUUUGUCGAUUUAAUGAAAAGACUUCUAGAGAAAAACCCUAAGAACAGAAUCACUAUGGAUGAAAUUCGCGAGCACCCUUGGGUAACUAAUAACGGUACUGAUAUUUUGCUAUCAAAAGAUGAGAACAUAGCAAACUUAGUUGAGCCGCCGAGCGAAAGCGAAGUCAAUCAUGCAAUAACUAUCAAGAUGAGAGGUCUUCUCGCAGUCAUGAAAGCCGUGAAGAAAUUCAAGACGAAAUUAGAACGAAAGACACCUAAUGCUAUUUCUGAGACAUUAGGGAAAGGUAUUCGUGUUCUACACCCAUCGAUGGGAAUGGAUGAGCAAAGAGAAUCCGCGCUUCAUAGGUCUAAAAGUGUAGAUCUCGAAGAUAGACGAUUAAUUGAGGGGGCGCUGGCUGCUGGAGGCGUCCAUCACGAUGGUACAUAUCCAUCAGCUGAUGGUAUUAGGACAAUUACGAGCAAGAUGGAUUCUUCCACGAUUGCAAUGGGUGAGGAGCCCAAAGACAAAGUUAAUUCACAUCAAGAAAUCACGAAACUUGAUUCAUCUGAUUCGACAAUAAAACAUCCCGAGCUUCAGGAGCAGCAUUCUGGUGACAAGGGACAGGCUCACGAUCCUUUGGACGAACAACCUUUGUACCUAGGUAUUGGUGCUGGAGUUGAUGACGACGAUUCUCUGGAUGCACCAGCACAAGAAUUGAUCGCUGAAUCUCCCACAGCAGCCGAUUUCAGCAUAUACGACACUGCGUACCAAAAGGAGGUCGAGCGAAUCCGUGCUGCUCAAGGACACACUGCCACUGUUUAUUUGACAAGACGAGUAGAUCACAAGAAAGAAUAUAAAGCCGAUCGUAACAUGAUUCGUUUGCCGCAUCAUGCAGAUAUGAAAGGUCGAAUUCAAGAAGGGUGGAAGGGUCUCCUGGAUCGCGCUCAGGAAAACAAAGAUGAGCUUACUAUCCAUGGGAAACUCACCGAAGGUCAUCAGGCCCUUUCAGAACUUGUUUCCAAGGCGGUGGAGAAUACGAGAAACAUAGGAAGAGACAUCAGUGAGAGGGGCGGGAUUACAUUUGACAACGUAGUGCAUGGGGCUAUGGAAAACCGAAAGGAAAAGGUUGAGAAAGAGGAGCGAGGGGAAGAGAAGAAACCAUGUUAG